AGAAGGGCGGGUGACAAGACCGGGCUGAGCGCGGCCGCCUGCCUCGCCGCGGUGCGUGAGGGAAGCCGCCGCAGAAAGGCUUGAGGGAGGCUCAGGCGGCCGCUUCCUGCCUGCCCUUCCACCUGUGGAGCCGCCGCGGCUGCCGCAACCCCGGCGGAGAUGGGCUACCCUUCGUGCCGCUCCCGGCGGCGGGUGCUGCCGGCUUUGCUCUUCUUCUUCUUCUUCGCUGUGGCGAAAUGCCAGCUUCGAGGUUUAUUUCCUGCCAUCCUAAAUCUUGCUAGCAAUGCUCAUAUCAGCACCAAUGCUACUUGUGGAGAAAAGGGCCCUGAGAUGUUUUGUAAACUCGUGGAACAUGUUCCAGGCCGACCUCUACGCAAUGCACAGUGCCGAAUUUGUGACCAUAAUAGUGCAAACCCCAAAGAGCAACACCCUAUCUCAAAUGCAAUAGAUGGCACUAAUAACUGGUGGCAAAGUCCUAGCAUUCAGAAUGGAAGAGAAUACCAUUGGAUUACCAUAACUCUGGAUCUAAGACAGGUCUUUCAAGUUGCCUAUGUCAUUGUCAAAGCGGCUAAUGCUCCCCGACCUGGAAACUGGAUUUUGGAACGGUCUGUGGAUGGCACCCAAUUCAGGCCUUGGCAGUACUAUGCAAUUAGUGACACAGAAUGUCUAACGAGAUACAAUGUCACACCGAGGCUUGGGCCUCCUACCUAUAAGAGAGAUGAUGAAGUCAUCUGCACUUCCUAUUAUUCAAGGCUAGUUCCACUGGAACAUGGAGAGAUCCACACAUCAUUGAUCAAUGGUAGACCUAGUGCAGAUGACCCUUCACCAACAUUAUUGGAGUUCACUUCUGCACGAUACAUCCGUCUUCGGUUGCAGCGAAUCAGGACUCUUAAUGCUGAUCUCAUGACCCUUAGCCAUCAUGAUCCAAAAGAUGUUGAUCCUAUUGUUACGAGAAGGUAUUACUAUUCAAUAAAAGACAUUUCAAUUGGAGGUAUGUGCAUUUGCUAUGGCCAUGCUCGAAGUUGUCCUUUGGAUAAAGAAACCAAGAAACUACAAUGCCAGUGUGAACACAAUACAUGUGGUGAGAGUUGUAACGAAUGUUGCCCUGGCUACCAUCAGGCACCAUGGAGACCAGGAACCAUUUCUUCUGGCAACAAAUGUGAGAGAUGUAAUUGUCAUAACAAAGCUGGAGACUGUUACUAUGAUCAGAGUGUGGCAGAUGAAAAAAAGAGUAUAAACAUUUAUGGCCAAUUCAAAGGAGGUGGAGUGUGUAUAAACUGUACCCAACACACCACUGGAAUAAACUGUGAGAGAUGUAGCGAUGGAUACUAUAGGCCACAUAAAGUGUCUCCUUAUGACAAUAAUCCGUGCCUUCCCUGUGAAUGUGACUUGUUUGGAUCCUUUGGUUUUGAAUGUGUUAAGGAUGACAGUUAUGCUGACCUUCAGCAGGGUGUUCAGCCUGGUCAGUGUCAUUGCAAAGAAGGUUAUGGAGGAUUAAAAUGUGACAGUUGUACCUUUGGCUACAAAGGUUAUCCGAACUGCCUGCGCUGUAACUGCAGCCUGGUUGGUAGUGUUAACGAUGACCCAUGCACAGAACCUUGCCUUUGCAAAGAAAAUGUAGAAGGAGAAAAUUGUGACCGCUGCAAACCAGGUUUCUAUAAUCUCCAAGAAAGAAAUCCUCAUGGCUGUACUGAAUGUUUCUGUUUUGGAGUUUCCGAUGUGUGUGAAAGUCUUCCGUGGCCUGUUAGCCAGGUGUAUUCUAUGGCUAGUUGGCUGGUAACUGCACCAUACAGUUCAAAAACUAUACAGCCUCAACAAGGUGAUUUUGAUGGACCUAAUCAAAUAAGUAUUAACAAUAUUGCUGCUGGAAAAAUUCUGCAGUCCCCUUAUUAUUGGUCUGCCCCUGAGCCGUAUCUUGGAAAUAAACUCACAUCCUUCGGUGGUUAUUUGAAGUAUACUGUGUCCUAUGAUAUUCCCAUGGACAGUACAGAUAGUGAUUUGGUGACUAGUGUUGAUGUAAUUCUUCAGGGCAAUGGACAAAUCUUGUGUACCAGAUCUGAAGGGCUGUCUUUGCAACCAUAUGAAGGCUAUUCUAAUACCGUGCAACUUGUGCCUGAAAAUUUUGUUGAUUUUAAUACCAAGAAGUCAAUAGAUCGAGACAUGCUAAUGACAGUUUUAGCAAAUGUUACACAUCUUAUGCUUCGGGCUAGUUACAACAUUGCAAAAAAGGCUGUAUACAGGUUGGAUUCUGUCACUUUGGAUACAGCGAAUGCUAAUCUUGUAGAUCUUUCUUCGGCUGCAGAUGUGGAAUAUUGUGAAUGCCCUCAAGGUUACUCUGGAAUUUCUUGUGAGUCUUGUUUUCCUGGCUAUUACCGCGUAGAUGGAAUACUCUUUGGAGGGAUUUGCCUGCCAUGUGAUUGCAAUGGUCAUGCAACAGAAUGUGAUAUUCAUGGUGUUUGUUUUGCCUGCAAACAUAACACUACAGGGCGUGGUUGUGAUCAAUGCCUGCCAGGAUUCUAUGGUACACCUUCUAAAGGAACACCAGAGGACUGCCAGCCAUGUGCCUGUCCACUGAAAAUUGCAACAAACAAUUUCAGCCCGACAUGUCACUUGGAGAAUGAUGGUGAAGUUGUCUGUGAUAAAUGUCCUCCAGGUUACGCUGGAACUAAGUGUGAAAGAUGUGCAAAUGGGUACUAUGGCAAUCCCUUGGUUCCGGGACAAUCGUGUACUCCUUGUGAAUGCAAUGGCAAUGUAGAUCCAAUGGAAGAUGGUCACUGCAACUCACUCACGGGAGAGUGCCUGAAGUGCAUUGGAAAUACUGAGGGACGCCAUUGUGAAAGGUGUGCUGAAGAGUUUUAUGGGGAUGCAGUGAUUAAGAAAGAUUGUCGUGCUUGUGAAUGCCAUGUGAACAGUUCUGUAUCCAGAAUCUGCCACCAUGAGACUGGACUUUGCCAAUGUAAAACUAAUGUGGUGGGACAGAGAUGUGAUAGGUGCUUGCUUGGCUAUUAUGGCCUAAGUACAGGGCUUGGCUGUCUUCCCUGCAAUUGCAGCAAAGCUGGCUCAGUGGCUGAGGACUGUAAUGAUGAAGGACAGUGCCACUGUAUGCCAGGAGUGGCUGGGGAAAAGUGCGAUCGUUGCGCUCACGGUUUUUAUGCAUUCCAAGAUGGUGGCUGCACACCAUGCAACUGUGCUCAUACUCAUGAUGCUUGUGAUAGCAGUUCUGGCCAGUGCCUUUGCCCACCCCAUACUGAAGGAGAAAAAUGUGAACUGUGUGAGGAAAACUUCUGGGGUCAUGAUCCAGAGAAUGGGUGCAAGGCCUGCAAUUGCAGCGAUGUAGGUUCAGUCAGCCUCCAGUGUGACCAGUUGACGGCUCAGUGUCAGUGUAAGCAUGGAUAUGGAGGUGAUGGCUGCUCUGUGUGUGCCUUGGGGUAUAGAGACUAUCCAGAAUGUGUUCCUUGUGACUGUGAUGAACGUGGAAGUAAAGCAGACACUUGUGACCAAAGUCAAGGAGUUUGCAGCUGUGAAGAGGAUACUGGUGCAUGUGUCUGCAAGGAAAAUGUGUUUGGAUUGCACUGCAGUGAAUGUAAAACUGGGACCUUUGCUCUUCAUGCUGUUAAUCCUUUGGGAUGCAUUCCAUGUUUUUGCUCUGGGAUAUCAGAGUCUUGUUCAGAAGUAGAAGGGCAUGUGAGAGUUCCGGUAACUCUGGAUCUAGAGCAGCCUGCUUUGUACGUGGUUUCUCUCAGUAACCUCACUGGAACCACCGAAGGCAUAUUUUCCCAGUAUCCUGAUAUCUUAAUUGAUGCCACAACAGUCAGACAACACUUGAAUACAGAGCCAUUUUACUGGAAAUUACCCUAUCAAUUCCAGGGAAACCAGCUCAUGGCCUAUGGUGGAAAACUGAAAUAUUCAGCAGUUUUUUAUGCUGUGGAUGGCAUUGGAACUUCAAACCUUGAACCACAGAUCCUGAUGAAAGGAGGUCACACCAGUAGACUUGUCAUCUAUGUGGACAUUCCUGCUCCAGCAAAUGGAGUAAGACAGGAUGAAGAAAUAACAAUGAUGGAGAAUGCCUGGAAGUAUUUCAACUCAGUUUCUGAUGAAUCUGUCUCACAUUCUGACUUCAUGUCAGUAUUGAGCAAUGUUGAAUAUAUACUGAUAAAGGCAUCAUAUGGUCAUGGAUUGCAGCAGAGCAGAAUCUCAAAUAUCUCCAUGGAAAUUGCCAUGAAAGGUGAAGAUGUGCCCUUGGUCAGAGAAACAGCUUAUCACAUUGAGAAAUGCCUGUGCCCUAUAGGUUAUGCAGGGCUUUCAUGUCAGGACUGUGCACAAGGCUACUACAGGGAUAAACACGGAGACGUACACCCAAAAGCACUGUCCAUGCUAGGCCCCCGUUGUGUACCAUGCGAGUGCAACAACCAUGGUGAUACCUGUGACCCAGAAACAGGAAAGUGUUUGGACUGCAGAGAUAAUACAGCUGGUGACCACUGCAAUAUUUGUGCCCCAGGCUAUUACGGGAAAGUGACUGGAUCUGUCAAUGAUUGUUCGCUGUGUGCGUGUCCAAGAAUAAGCCCUGGGAGCUUUAGUGCUACCUGCAUUAUGAAAGGUGUUAAUGAUUUCCACUGCAAUGCUUGUAUCACUGGAUAUGAAGGGCAAUACUGUGAAAGGUGUUCUCCAACUUAUUAUGGCAACCCAAAAGAACCUGGUGGCAGCUGUCAGCAGUGUCAGUGCAACCCAAAUGGUUCUGUCCACAAUAACUGUGAUCAUAUUUCUGGGCAGUGCAUCUGUAAAGAAGGCACAACAGGGCAUCUCUGUGAUGAGUGUGAACCGAGACACAUUCUUGUGGAAGAUGAAUGUGUUUCUUGUGAUGAUGACUGCACAGGACUCUUGUUAAAUGAUCUAGAUAAUCUUGAUGAAGCCAUCUUUUUGGUAAACCUCACUGGCUCUGUUCUGGCACCCUAUGGGAUACUUUCAGACCUGGAAAAUGCAACCAAACAUUUCAAAGGAUCCUUCUGGGCUAAAGAAGAGCCAACUUAUUUAUUGGAAAACAUGAAUGACCAUCUUGUAACACUGUCAGGUGAUACCGACCAGCUGCACAGACAGUUAAGUAGCGUAUUGGAAAGAGGAGAGCAUCUCAACAAUUCUACAGAAAGAACCUUGAAUAAGAGUCGAGAACUGACUGUAUUUAUCAACAAGUUACAGGCAACUGCUAAAGUACUUGUGGAAGUGGCAGCAUCUCUUAAUGAAACACUAGGUACUGACUUCACGUUAUCCAAUAGAACAUUACAGGACCUGCAAGAAGAGAGCCCCACCAUGUUAGACACAAUGCGUCGAAGAUAUUUCAAGCAUCUGAACCAAAAUAGUACACUUGAGUUAAAAGCUGCAGAGAGAUUAUUAAUGAGAAUCCAGAAAGAGUAUCGGAGACCAGAACAAGAGCUGAAGGAGCUGCAAAAAACAGUGAAACGUACUUUAUCAAACCAUAGCGCUGUACUUCGAGAAGCCAAGGCUGUGAUCAGUGCAGCUAGCACUAAUAUUAAUGAGACUAAUCGUCUUCUUUUCCUUAUUAAUAGGAACUUCAAAGAAUUCAAUCAUAAAAAGAAGAAUAUUGAAGAAGACAAAGCAGUCUCUGAUACGCUGAUUGAACAAGGAAAAAUACAGGUUGCUGCUGUUGCUGCUCUUGCUAAGGAUGUAAUUAACUCUACAUCUAUCCUAGAAAUCCACCGUGAUGGCCUGAUCCUGUGGAGUGGCAAGUUGCGGCAACAUGUGGAUGAGCUAGUUAUGCAGAUGUCCACUCGGGGAGCACUUGAUCUUGUUUACAAAACUGAAGACCAUGCAGCUGUCUUGCAGAGGAUUGUUAAUACACUAAUCAGUGGCCUUUUGAAUGUUAGAAAUGUGUCUCUGAAUGCAACAAAUGCCAUCCAUGCAUACUCCACCAUUAAAAGUUUGGUCGAAAAUGCUGAGCUCCUGGCAGCUGAUUCUUCUGGGAUUGUAACUGAAUCCAUGAAUGUGCCUAAUGAGCCCUUUAGUUCUACUGGGAAAAAUACACUCCAGCUUAGCUCUAAGUUCUUAGGUGAAGGAAAAAGCCUGCACAAGAAGUAUGAAGGACUUGUGUCUGCACUGAAUGAGAUGAAAGUAAAGAUGGAAAAAAUGAAAGAAAAAGCUGGUGGAAUAGCUAAGCAAGUUAAUGACUCAUUGUUGCAGCUAAAUGCAUUGCCAAAAGAUACCAGUAAAAAUAUUCUUGCUGUAAAAGAACUGGCUGUGUUGGCUAAUGUGAGUGCUCUCAGCAGUUUAAGCCGUGCUGGGGUUUUUAGCGAGAAAUUGCAGAACACUUCAUCUGCAUUGUCUAAGGUUAAUGAGACGUUGCAGAAAACCAAUGAACUUAUAAUCGACUCAUCAAAAGCUGCAGCUUCUGUGGAAAGAAAAUUGAACGAAGUUGAAAUCCAGGCUGGUCUUUUAUUUGAUAGGCUGAAGCCUCUAAAAGUACUGGAAGAAAACCUGAGCAGAAACAUUUCUGAAAUUAAGGAACUCAUCAGUCAAGCUCGCAAACAGGCAGCUUCGAUUAAAGUUGCAGUGUCUGCAGAAAGAGACUGUAUUCGUGCCUAUCAACCCCAGAUACUGUCUACUAAUUACAAUACAUUGACAUUAAAUGUUAAAACAACUGAACCUGAUAACCUGCUGUUCUAUCUGGGUAGCAGUGAUAAAGCUGAUUUCAUGGCUGUGGAGAUGAGGCGUGGUAAAGUGGCUUUCUUGUGGGAUAUGGGUUCUGGUUCCACACGACUGGAAUAUCCUGAUCUUUCUAUCAAUAACAACAAAUGGCACAAAAUACAUGCUACAAGGUUUGGAAAAACUGGCACCCUAAUUGUAGAGGAGACAAAUGCUUCCCAGAAGCCUUUUAUGAGAAAGGGCACCUCUCCUGGGACAGCUACAGUACUGGAUGUAAACCAAUCAACUCUGAUGUUUAUUGGUGGACUUGGAGGGCAAAUCAAGAAAUCACCUGCCAUCAAGGUAACCCAUUUUAAGGGAUGCAUGGGAGAGGCAUGGUUGAAUGGCAGAUCUGUUGGCCUGUGGAACUACAUGGAAAGGGAAGGCAAAUGCAGCGGAUGCUUUGGCAGCCCGCAGGUUGAAGAUACUUCAUUUCAUUUCGACGGCAGUGGAUAUUCAGUGGUUGAGAAAGCCCUUCGCUCCACUGUGACCCAAAUAAUAGUAUUUUUCAGCACCUUUUUACCCAACGGGCUCUUAGUAUAUCUGGCUUCUAAUGGCACAAGGGAUUUUUUGUCUCUGGAGCUUGUUGAUGGCAGAGUUAAAUUAACAGUUGAUCUUGGUUCUGGCCCUCUUACACUUCAAACAGAAAGCCGUUACAAUAAUGGAACAUGGUAUAAGAUUUCAUUCAGUCGAAACAAAAAAGAAGGUAUUUUGGCAGUCAUGGAUGCUUAUAAUUUCAGUUCAAAAGAAACCAAGCAAGGAGAAUCUCCUGGUGUAGCCUCUGACCUGAAUCGUUCUGAUAAGGAUCCGAUUUAUAUUGGUGGGUUGCCACGCUCAAGGGCAGUGAGAAAAGGGCUUAAUAGCAGAACAUACGUAGGAUGUAUUAAGAACUUGGAAAUAUCUCGAUCCACCUUUGACUUGCUUAGAAAUUCAUAUGGUGUGAGAAAAGGCUGUAUCCUGGAGCCCAUACACAGUGCUAGUAUCUUCAGCAGUGGCUACAUUGAGUUGCCACCCAAGCCCCUUUCACCGGAAUCAGAACUCAUGGCCACUUUCGCUACUAAGAACAACAGCGGUAUUAUCCUUGUGGGGCUUAGCAAAGGUGCAGAGAAACGAAGACGCAGGCAAGCCCAUCUGCCCUUUUUCUCAAUCACAUUGACCAAUGGUCAUUUAGCAGUGCACGUGAAUCCUGGUGAGAGAGCAAGUACCAGGGAGGUCACAAUUGAAUCUUCUAAUGGAACAUACAGUGAUGGGCAAGAACAUUCUGUCAUUUUAACCCGCUAUAAAAGGAUGAUAACUGUUCAAGUAGAUGAAAGCAGCCCUGCAGAAAUUAGACUUGGUCCACUUGCAGAAACUAGAUCAAUGAAUAUAUCUAAUUUUUUCAUUGGUGGGAUUCCUGCAGGAGAGGGAAUUUUAGGAUUAAAAAUGACUGGCUCUUUCCAUGGAUGCAUAACCAACCUAAUAUUUAAUAUGGAACUUCUGGAUUUCACCACCGCAGUGAGACAUGAAGCUGUUGAUAUGGAUAGCUGUUUUCUUUGGGAGAAGCCUAAACCUGCCAUCCAUCCAGAUGACAUUGAAGUCUUAUCUGAAAUGCAAAUGGUUCCAGUUUCUCUACAGCCAUUUACAGAAAUCAAGAAAAAACCAUGUGGAGAGAGUGAAAUACUAAAUUAUGUUUCCGGUGCUCAUCAGUUUGGCCUUUCCAGACACAGCCAUUUGGUGUUCCUUUUCAACCAGUCUACAGUAAGAAAAAAGCUUUUUGUGCAGCUGAACCUCAGGACCUUUGCUUCUAGUGGCCUGAUAUACUACAUGGGUCACUCAAAGCAAGUCGAUUUUGCAGCCCUUCAGCUACAAGGGGGGAAGCUUUCUUUUUCAUUUGACCUUGGAAAAGGACGAGCAGUAGUCUUUCAUGAUGCAAUUGUCAAUGAUGGAAAAUGGCAUACGGUGAAAACAGAAUAUGCAAAAAGAAAAGGUGUAAUAGUAGUUGAUGGGCAAAUAUCUGUGGCUGUUAACGUCCCAGGAGAUGGAAACACCUUAGAUGUUGAUGGGAAGCUGUACUUAGGGGGUCUACCCUUAGCUUACCCAGCCAAGAAUAUUGGAAAUAUUACUCACAGUAUCCCUGCCUGUAUGGGUGAAGAAAUCAUGAAUGGCAAGCAAUUAGGCAAAGACAGCUUAGUUUCAGUCUUUGCUGUCAACAAAUGCUAUGUUGCAGCCCAGGAAGGAACCUUUUUUGAUGGAAAUGGAUUUCUUGCUCUUGUUAAAGAAGGUUAUAAAGUUCGAUCUGAUGUUAACAUUACAUUUGAGUUCCGCACUACAGUCAUGAAUGGAGUUCUUCUUGGAAUCAGUAGUGCUAAAGUAGAUGCUGUUGGGCUGGAGAUUGUAAAUGGCAAGGUUUUAUUCAGUGUCAACAAUGGAGCUGGUAGAAUAACAGCUACUUAUGAACCGAAAGGCACAGCUAGUCUCUGUGAUGGAAAGUGGCACAAACUUCAAGCAAACAAAAGCAAGCAUCACAUUGCUCUGAAAAUUGAUGGGAACUUGGUUCAGACUGAUAAUCCACAUACACAUUCUACCUCUGCAGAUACAAACAAUCCUAUUUACUUGGGAGGUUAUCCUGCUGAUGUGAAGCAAAAUUGCUUGACCAGUAAAAUCUCAUUCCGAGGCUGUCUGAGAAACCUCAUGCUGAUUAAGGGCCAACAAGUGGAAUCCUUUGACUUCAGUGAAGCCUUUGACCUGCUUGGAGUUUUUCCACAUUCCUGCCCUGGGGCUGAGCGCUAAACAAGGGAGACUGUCCAUUUUAAAAGUUUUUGUCUGCCUCUCUGGUAAUGCAAAAGAAAUUCUAUUUUAGCGAUAAUCCUGGUCUCAUUGAUCUCCCUCUAUUUUCCAGCUCAGGAUAAAUAUUUUUUUAGCCAGAACAUGUAAGGUACAUUUUUAAAUUCUUAAAGCCUUUGUACAACAAAUACCUCUACCAAAAUGUUAACAACAUUAACUGCAUACAUUUUUUUAAAAAAUCAGUGAACUUUUAAAAAUCAGUGUUGUCAAUGUAUUUUCUACCAAUUACUUGAUGGUAUUUCAUAUGGUGCAUGUAGUUCUUUUUUAUAAUGAAGAUGUAAAAUGUGGGCACCCACACAAUAAAACCACUCUUACAUUA
Molecule: messenger RNA, 9835 nt
Organism: Pogona vitticeps (central bearded dragon)
Lineage: Eukaryota; Metazoa; Chordata; Lepidosauria; Squamata; Agamidae
Source: RefSeq, a predicted model, not a curated record